Ceratitis capitata (Mediterranean fruit fly) is the source of this 962-nucleotide messenger RNA. RefSeq lists its product as uncharacterized. Lineage: Eukaryota; Metazoa; Arthropoda; Insecta; Diptera; Tephritidae. The transcript has 3 exons. Gene Ontology annotation, molecular function: transmembrane monodehydroascorbate reductase activity. The record is from RefSeq and is a predicted model, not a curated record. Bases 154 to 891 code for a protein of 245 amino acids.
AAGACGUUUGCUACGCUCCAAACACACAACAUUUCUCAACAUAUGGAAUAAAAUUUUUGAGUAGUAGUAAUUUACCAUCUUUACUGAAAAGUGCUUACACAAAGUUUAAUUUUAUAAGAAUUGCGAAAACUUGAAUGAAAAUAAUAAAGUAAAAUGUCAACACAAAGUGCAAACGUGACUAACAAAAAUAUGCCGUCGGCUUCGAACAGUACAAGUGGUAGAAAUAGUAGUGCGGCCAAUAUCAUCUGGCUGCAGCUACAAAGCCUUGUGAAUACUAUCAAUCAUAUUCUAAUCGGACUAAUUGCUCUGUAUAUCACCAUAUUGGGACGCAGUUUGGACUUUCAAAAUACCGCGAUGCAUGCAUUUCUAACCAUUAUCGGGUUCAAUGUGCUAAUGGCCGAAGGACUAAUGUCGCAUUAUCCAAUCAACUUCGUAACAAAUCGUUUCUCACAUCGUACUAAAUCAAAAAUUCAUGGCGUACUACUAAUGGUGGGCGGUUCACUGGCAUUGCUCGGCUCGUUUGGUAAAAUCUCGCAGACAGAAUUGCAUUUCUCCACAUUACAUGGCAAAAUUGGUCUUGCUGCUACAUUCCUCUGCAUUGCCAGUAUCAUCGGCGGCUUAGUCAAUUAUUUUCAACCGACAUUGGCACUUAAAGUAUAUACCCCGGCAACAAUAAAAUACAGGCACAAUUUCUUUGGUAUGGUGACCUUUACCCUGGGCAUGUUUACAAUAUAUCUCGGCUAUCGCACAAAGUUCGCAUAUAAAUAUAUGGAUCCGGAAUUUAUUGCUGUCAUAAGUUUAGCCACAGUUUUGGUAUAUAUUUUUACAAUGAUUGGACCAUUACGUUCGUUUUUGGAUAAAAUGAGGUAUAGAAAACAAUUUCGUAAAUAAAGUAUAUAGUGUUGUACAUAUAUACAUAUGUAUAUAUGUACAUAUUUUGUAGUUGAAGGUCCUAUUAGUUA